Molecule: messenger RNA, 669 nt
Organism: Humulus lupulus (European hop)
Lineage: Eukaryota; Viridiplantae; Streptophyta; Magnoliopsida; Rosales; Cannabaceae
Product: glutathione S-transferase 3-like
Exons: 2
Coding region: 1-669 (222 amino acids)
Biological process (GO): glutathione metabolic process
Cellular component (GO): cytoplasm
Molecular function (GO): glutathione transferase activity
Source: RefSeq, a predicted model, not a curated record
AUGAGCAAAUCAGGUGAAGUUGUAAUUUUGGAUUGUUGGGCAAGCCCUUUCUGUGUACGAGUGAAGAUAGCUCUGAAUGAGAAAGGCAUUGAAUACGAAAACAGAGAAGAAAAUUUAUUUGGAGGAAAGAGUGAAUUGUUGCUUAAAUCCAACCCAAUUCACCAAAAAGUCCCUGUCCUAUUGCACCAUGGAAAAUCCUUAGCAGAGUCAACCAUCAUCGUUGACUACAUCGAUCAGACUUGGACUUCUCCUCCAUUACUCCCAUCUUCUCCAUACGAUGUAGCUCAAGCUAGGUUUUGGGCUGACUUCAUAGACAAAAAGGUAUUUGACGCUGGGAGGAACAUAUGGAGUGGCCAAGGUGAAGCCGUAGAGGUGGCUAAGAAGGAGUUUAUAGAAAUUCUGAAACAGUUGGAAGAAUUAGCCCUAGCCGACAAACCCUUCUUCGGUGGAGACUCGUUUGGGUACGUUGACAUCUUGGCCAUCGCCCUAACAAGUUGGUUCUAUACUUUUGAGCAAUAUGGAGGAUUUAAAGUGGAGGACCACUGCCCCAAACUCUCAGCUUGGAUCAAAAGGUGUUACCAAAGAGACACUGUUUCAAAAGUUAGUCCUGACCCAGUAAAGAUCUAUGAAUUUGCUGCCAUGUUGAGGAAGAUGCAAGGAAUUGAAUAA